GUCUUGUCGAACGGUAUCAAUCCACUGGACUGAUUGAGCUGCCAUUGCUGCCAUUGUAACGUCGACAGUGAGCUCAUCGCUCCGGAGUGGCAAGAUCUCUGUUUUUGACAAGUGGCGACCUCGUUCUAACAACUUUCCGUACGUUGCAUUCGACUUGGAACGUCCAAGUCCCUGAACACGCACACAUCCACACGAACAACCUCACGCACAGUAUGGUCACUCUGACUCCUCGUUCCGCCAUGCCCCUCUCACGGGCACUCCUGAAUCCUAUGCUUCGUGGUCCGGCCUACGGCACUCCGCUCAGUCGACCUGGACCGAGCGCGUUUAGACGAAGUCACACGUCAACACCUAUGAAUCGGACCAGCGCAGCGACGACCACUGCCACCACCUCCACCUCCUCCUCCUCUGUAUUGUCUGCCGCACAUGGACAUACCAUCCCCUCUAUCCAAGUCUUUUCCACUCCCGCUCUUCUCCGAUCUUACUUUGUCUACUCGCUCUGCUCUUUCCCCUUCAUUAUCGAUAAUGCUCCUCGCAUCUUAUCCAUCUUGUCCAAAGCGCCUAUGCCAGGACUCAAAGCAUUGACAGAAUGGGGAAUACGACACACCUUUUUCGCUCAGUUCGUUCCUGGAGAAACGGUAGAGGAAUGCACUCGAGCCAUGAAGACAUUGAGAGAAAGAGGUGUAGGAGCCGUACUGAAUUAUUCGGCGGAAGUCGAGGAGGACGUUGCGGCUGCGAGCGCUGUCCCUCUUUCUCCGAAAGCUGUGGCAGGUGGACCAGGAGGUACCGAUGGAUCCGUGGGACCUGCAUCGACGAUCCCCUCUUCGACUGCAGACAAGGCCAGAGCAUUGGAGAAACAACGUCUUGACGAGGUAUUUAGAGCAUUGAGGGCUUCUGGAAUAUACGAGGACGAUAUCGAGGCGAAAAGUGGAGCUGGGGCCAGAGGAUCAACAGGGUUUGCAUUGAAGAUUACCGGUCUCAUCGACCCUGCUAUCCUUCAAAGGGCAUCCACCACCCUGCUCCGAUUACGAUACUCUGAAUCUUCCAAAGCCACUUCAGCAAAGGACGAGGCUGUACCGUAUCCCGGUACACCAGCUUCUGGAGACGCACGCGUGCUCGCUUCGUUACCGGGAUCAACUGAUCAAUCCAUCUUCAAGCUCGAGGGCGCCGUACCGUCCAUGGGUGUUCUCGCUUCGGAUGAAGGCGUCCGACCGUCUGACUUGGAGGAGAUGCAUUCCAUGUGGGAGAAAUUGUGCAAGAUGGGAGAAGAGGCCAAGGCCAAUGGGGUUCGACUGAUGAUUGACGCCGAACACACAUGGUAUCAGCCCGCACUUGACGCUUACACUCUUCUUUUGUGUGAGAAAUUCAACCGUCCGCCCAAAGAUGGAAAUUGGAGCGGUCCCUUGAUCUACGGAACAUUCCAAUCCUACCUCGUUCGUCAACUUACUCACCUGCCUGCUGCAAUCCAACACGCCAAAGACAAUGGCUAUGCUCUGGGUCUCAAGGUCGUUCGUGGUGCCUACUUUCUGCAAGAGAGGAAGAAGUGGAAGGACGAAGGAAGGGAAGGUGCAGACCCAAUCUGGAAAGAUAAAUCAUCCACUGAUAAAUCGUACAAUUGGGCUGUCACGCAUAUCCUCUCUACCUUGUCUGAACAACUCAAGACGGAUCCAGCAUAUGCUCUCGCCGUGGUGUUCGGAACGCAUAACCCCGAUUCCGUCGACCUCAUCUUCAAAGGACUAAAAGAUAAUGGACUGGCAAAGGAGGUGGAAGGUGGUAAAUUGAGAAUGAGGGAAGAUGUCAAGGGACGAGUGGGUAUCGCCCAGCUAUACGGAAUGAAAGACGAUUUGAUGGACAAGGCUGUAGAAUCCUUUGAACCUAGUAAUCAGCCAAUCGCUUUGAAAUACAUUGCAUAUGGGAAAUUGGACGAGGUCAUUCCGUUCCUUGGUCGAAGGGCGAUCGAGAAUAAGAGUUUGAUGAGUGGUGAAGGGGGAGCAGCGGCUGAAAAGAAAAGAAUAUGGGAAGAGUUGGUCAGGCGGUACUUUGGUCAGGAGCCUGUCGUCUCCGCGACGCAGUGAGCUAGAGACAUCGUAUCGGGCUGGGGCGCAGGCAGGCAGGCAGCCAGGCAGGCAGCGGGGACGAGAGGCGUCAAGUUCUAUCGAAAAACAAAGGGACAUUGGCUGUUUGUGAGAAGGCAUCAUCAUGACUUUAGGCGUUUCUAGCAUUUGUUACCUGGGCUCUCAUGAUUUGCAUGCCAUGGUGUGGUGAUUA
Molecule: messenger RNA, 2265 nt
Organism: Kockovaella imperatae
Lineage: Eukaryota; Fungi; Basidiomycota; Tremellomycetes; Tremellales; Cuniculitremaceae
Product: FAD-linked oxidoreductase-like protein
Exons: 9
Coding region: 213-2072 (619 amino acids)
Cellular component (GO): mitochondrion
Molecular function (GO): FAD binding; proline dehydrogenase activity
Source: RefSeq, a predicted model, not a curated record